AUGCAAAAACAAAUCAUCCUACUAAGCCUGUCAGCUUUGUGCUGUAUUGGACUAACUAUUGCAUAUUCGACUUCGUCUAGUCGUGACUUAAUUUUGGACGAUAUCGAUGAUCCUCAAAACGUUUUAAUGGAAUACGGUCAGAUUGCCCUGUACAUGGUUAUGCGUUUCAUAAGUCCACGUACCAACACGCUGAUUAUAAUGGAGAACUGUCUAUUCUAUUGCGAUCAUCAUCGUCUCUAUCAUUCAACUGUCUUGAAGUUUUUCCUCAAUAAUCUGAACUAUACAAUGGCUACGCAGCUAUAUUUUGGUCAGCCAGAUGAACGGCCAUGGGAUUACAAUAUAGCCCUCCAGGUGGACAUUCCCAAGACAUUCUAUGAUCGCCAAUACUAUUUCUUCAUUGUUUUCACCUGGUUUAUGCCAUAUCGUGAUCUAUAUUUUGAAAAUAUGCGCAAAAUUUUCGAAAUCUGUCGCAAAAUGAAUGUAAAGAAUGUUGUCAUUAUGAUGCAUCCGUUUGCCGAGAAAUCCAUAAGCUUCUACACAUAUUCUCUGUACACUGGAGAAUACUGCAAUACUGAAUUGAUGAUCAGGGAGAUCAAUCGCUAUAGGAAUGGUAAAUUGCAAAAUCCCUUCUUAUUUCCGGAUCAUAUGAGAAAUUUCCAUGGCUGUAAGUUGACAGUUUGUGGUCAUAUCAUAGCACCGCUGUUGACGUUCAAUGGAGAUCGAAACAAUGAGACUCAUUUGAAGGAAAUGCAUCGUUUGGCCGGUAUCGAGGGGCAAAUCUUGAAAAUUGUAGCCUCAACGAUGAAUAUCAUAUUGGAAUAUCGUUUUACAUCGGAUGACUACCACGUUGAGGGGGAUGCGAAUUUUACUGGCUGUCUUGCGGAUCUUUAUGAAAAUCGUGUCGAUAUGGCCAUCGGGGGUCUGGGAGCACUCAUUCCGAACAGCCAGAAAUUCAGUAUUUCUUUUACCCACCACUUCUCACCCUACGUCUUUGUGGUACGGGGAGGACGUCCUUUCGGCCCCAUGACACAGUUGAUGAAUCCACUUCAACUCAAUGCUUGGCAGGCACUUUUAGCUCAACUUUUAAUAAUCAUCGCUCUUAUUUAUUGGCUGGAAAAGAGGGGCAAACGGUCGUGUCGCAACUUCAUACUGGGAGCACACAAUAAAUAUUCCAUACAUCAUUUAUUCGUAACCCUAUUGGGAAGUCCUGUACCAAGCUAUGCUGUACCGAGGAGAAACUUUGCCCGUUUCCUUUUUGUUGCCUGGCUUUUGUGGUCCCUGGAACUGCGUAACUUCUAUCAGGGUAAAAUGUUUGACACCCUUCGACUGGCCAAACGCCUACCCACACCCAAGACUAUCCACGAACUUAUCGAUAAGGACUAUAUUCUACUAUCGUCACACUAUAAAAAUUUUUAUCCCGAAAAUAAAACAAUUAUCAUACCCCAGAACUCUAAACCUUUGACCAUUUUGAACGGCAUGGAAAAUGGGGCUUUUACAACAACAGCUAUUUUAGAUUUUAUGGCAAAUCACAACAUGAUCAAUUUCAAAUCUUCGACCCUUACCUAUGUGGAUGAAAUCAUUUACCUUUAUCACUCGGCCGUGUUCUUUCCGAAACAUUCGAUUCUCUUGCCGAGUUUUAAUCGAAAAUUUAAGUUACUAUCCGAUGCUGGUAUAACCUCGUAUGUGGCUCGUAAACAUGUCCAUCCAUAUUUCCACAACACCAAGGAUCACAUCAACACGGGAGAUGUACGUCAAAUUACCCAUAAAAAUCUGAUUGGAUUGUAUUAUAUUUUCAUUGUAAUGAACGGAAUGGCCUUGUUGUUGUUUCUCGUUGAAAUUGGGACAAAGAGAUCUAAGGUAUUGAAAUGUUUUAUAGAGCGUUUAAAUUGAAUA
This is a messenger RNA of Musca domestica (house fly), 1893 nucleotides long. RefSeq lists its product as uncharacterized. The record is from RefSeq and is a predicted model, not a curated record. The coding region runs from base 1 to 1890 and encodes 629 amino acids. The transcript has 3 exons. NCBI's taxonomy places the organism in Eukaryota, Metazoa, Arthropoda, Insecta, Diptera, Muscidae.